Molecule: messenger RNA, 2386 nt
Organism: Corvus hawaiiensis (hawaiian crow)
Lineage: Eukaryota; Metazoa; Chordata; Aves; Passeriformes; Corvidae
Gene: CDKN2C
Product: cyclin dependent kinase inhibitor 2C
Exons: 2
Coding region: 377-880 (167 amino acids)
Biological process (GO): regulation of cyclin-dependent protein serine/threonine kinase activity; negative regulation of cell population proliferation
Cellular component (GO): nucleus
Molecular function (GO): protein kinase binding; cyclin-dependent protein serine/threonine kinase inhibitor activity
Source: RefSeq, a predicted model, not a curated record
GUCUUCUUCUUCCAAGAUCUCAGGUCUGAGUGAGUCUCCGGUGUACGUGUAUAUAUGUUACCUAUAACAUAUACAAUAUAUUGUAUAGCUGUUAAUCUAUUCCCCCCGCCGCGAAAGUGGCCAAAGUCUUUAAUAAGAGUUGCUCUAUAUGUGGAACCAAAGAAAUCUUCCUUCAAGUGGAGCUGCAGUUUUGCUGAAUAAUCACGUGUGAGUUAGGGGCGGGCUCUUGGCAAGGAGGUUUUUUACGAGUAUUUACUACAAGGUCUUACUCCAGAAGAUUAACCAUCCCAAUCCUUCUGUCAGUCUCCGAUGCCAUGCCUGGUUAAAAAAAAAAAAAAAAUCUCAUCUUUUUUCCGAUCGUCAGUCACCCUAAAGAAUGGCCGAGCCUUCUGGGAACGAGCUGGCGUCCGCGGCUGCCAAGGGGGACCUAGUGCAACUUACUAAUUUGUUGCAAAAGAAUGUAAACGUCAAUGCACAAAAUGGAUUUGGGAGGACUGCGCUGCAGGUGAUGAAACUCGGGAACCCCGAAAUCGCCCGGCGGCUGCUCAGUAACGGGGCGAACCCCAACCUGAAAGACAGUACCGGCUUCGCUGUCAUCCACGACGUAGCUAGGGAGGGGUUUCUGGACACUUUGCAGACUCUGCUGGAGUUCAAAGCCGAUGUUAACAUUGAGGAUAACGACGGCAACCUGCCCUUGCACUUGGCGGCCCAGGAGGGGCACGUGCGGGUGGUGGAGCUGCUGCUGGCGCGCUCCGAGUGCAAGGUGGGCCACCAGAACAAGCGGGGGGCCACCGCCUACGACCUGGCCAAGCUGUACAGGAGGGCGGCCGUGGUGGAGCUCCUGGAGGCCAGCAGCUCCUUCCCCCCCAGCAUGGACUGAAAACUGCUAGGACGGGGUCUCCUUUGGACGUGAGGGCAUGCAGACUUUUUGGGGUGUUUCCCUCCUUUUUAACGGCAUUUGUUGCCACUUUUUUUUUUUUUUUUUUUUCCCCUGAACAGCUGGUAGUGUAAGUCUCAAGAAAUUCCAGAGGUGGGUUUUUAGAUAACAGAAACGUUUGAAAUCCAUGCUCCCAGCAGUUUCCUAUACCUUUCACUUUACUCAGUGCUCACAGGCUCAUCUGUGUGUAUGUUGGUUGCUCAUAUCUAGUUUUCCAGUAUCAACUUUUGCAAUUUAUUUUAGGUCAUUUGUAUCAAGUCAUUAAUACAAGAGCUACUAUUCACACGCUUAAUGUUGCUGGACUUUUAAGAAAAGGAAAUAGUUUACUGUGAUUUCUCCCACCUCUCAACACACCCCUCCCUUCUCACUCCCCCCACCCCUUUCAGUCGGGCUCAAGAGUCUGAGGUCCUGUUUUGGUUAAAAACAUCCUUUAAAUAAGGGGUCACCUGCACAGGCAGAGCUGGAAGUCAAAGGGGACGGCCUGAGGACAGUGGAUGGCGCUUAGAUGCUUUAGGCAGUAACUGUAUUUUGUCACUAACAAGAGCUUGUAGAACUAGGUCACUUACUUUCUAAAUGUAGAUGACACUUUUCCUCUUUGUGUAUUUAAACUUUCACCAAUCUGGUUUUCAAUUUAGUUACCAGAAACAGUAUAAGUGGUGUUUCUUUGAUUGCCAGAGGUUUUAAACAGCUCAGUUUAGUAGUUCGUGUUUACUGUGCACUGCACAAGACGUUUUUUUCUAGUUUCAAAACAAGCAGCAGAGAACCAUUGUCAGAGGCAAGAGGACACGAAGGCUGCAAUACAAGAUUUCUGGUUGCUUCAUCUGCUGAGUGCAGUUUAGAUGUUCUUUAAGUAAUAUUUGCUUUCCACCAACUAUUCUGUUUUGUCUGGAAAUAAACUAUUUUAAUGACAGCAUCUCACAAAACAAGAAUAUUUGAAUACAGUGACAUUUAGGAAGCAGCACUUUUGAUAUUUGUGAAGUUAAGUUAUUGCUUGCACCUAAAACACAAUUUAACCAUUGGAAAUUUUCCAUUGCAACACAGCUGAGAGUAUUCACCAGACUGAAACUCAUUUGCCUCUCCAGCCUCAACAGGAGCUAACGAUGCUCAGCACCCUGUCGGGAACAGUCUAUUAUGAAACUUUUAACAUUUGUACAGGAUCUACUUGUUGGACAGAUGGGCAGUUUAAAGUGCUUCAUUUUGAAUAGUUUAAAUUUCAAUUGUGCAAAAUAGAAGGUUUUAAAUCAAUGCAAAAUGAAUACUACUUUAAAUAGCACUUAAAAGAGGAGAGGGAGUACAUUAGUUUAGUUUUUAACUUUUUUUUUUUUAAUUAGCCCCACAAAAUCAGUUACUACAUUUUCAAGUAAAAAAUAAUUUGCUGAAACUGUCACAUUUACUAUAAGCUCUGUCACACUGCUGUGUUCUGAUUAAAAACCUCUGUGAAAUAUGAAA